Molecule: messenger RNA, 2009 nt
Organism: Argentina anserina (silverweed cinquefoil)
Lineage: Eukaryota; Viridiplantae; Streptophyta; Magnoliopsida; Rosales; Rosaceae
Biological process (GO): aspartate family amino acid biosynthetic process
Molecular function (GO): homoserine dehydrogenase activity; aspartate kinase activity
Source: RefSeq, a predicted model, not a curated record
AACAUCGUCUCCUGCCGAACGCUCCACGCCAAACAGGGGAUCCACCUGAGAGUGGUGGGAGUAUCCGACAGCAAAUCCUUAGUUGUUCCCUCCGACGUGUCCACUAUGGAGUUGUGAUGCCGUAUCAAGUCCGAUGCUUCUUCUCUCCACGCUCUUGCCUCUUCUGGCCAACUCGAGGUGCUCUCUAAUUCUGAAUCCAUGAAAAAGAUUACCCAUGUUGCUGCACUCUUGGGUAAAUCAACAGGCUUGGCUCUUGUAGAUUGCUCUGCAAGUUCCGAGACUAUUCCACUGCUCGCCCAAGCGGUUGAUUUGGGAUGUUGCAUUGUCAUGGCAAACAAGAAGCCUCUUACUUCCACAAUGGAGGAUUUUGACAAACUAGUUUCACGCCCGCGUCACAUACGUCAUGAGUCAACUGUUGGUGCUGGCCUUCCUGUCAUAUCAUCCUUACAUCGCAUACUCUCAUCCGGUGAUCCAGUCCUCCGUAUCAUUGGGAGUUUGAGUGGAACAUUGGGGUAUGUUAUGAGUGAGGUCGAAGACGGGAAGCCAAUUAGCGAAGUUGUGCGAUCUGCUAAAAAUUUGGGUUACACUGAACCAGAUCCACGUGAUGACCUCAGUGGGAUGGAUGUUGCAAGAAAGGCUUUGAUACUUGCUAGGCUUCUUGGUCGGCAUAUUAGUUUGGAUGACAUUAAGAUUGAGAGCUUGUAUCCUAAAGAAAUGACACCCAAUAUAAUGUCUGUAGAAAAAUUUCUGGGAAGUGGGCUACUGAUGCUUGAUAAUGGAAUCAAAGAGAGAGUCUCUAACGCUUCUUUGAGCGGGAAUGUGCUAAGAUAUGUGUGUGUAAUUGAAAACUCAAGGUGUGAAGUUGGAAUUCAAGAGCUUGCAGAGGAUUCUCCUCUAGGAAGACUGAGAGGAAGUGACAUUGUGCUGGAGAUUUACAGUAGAUGUUACAAUGACCAACCACUGGUCAUUCAAGGAGCUGGAGCUGGCAAUGAUACUACCGCUGCUGGAGUCCUUGCUGAUAUCAUAGAUAUUCAAGAUUUAUUUCCUUGAAUUAUUUCGUUAACUGCCAUUUUAUGUAACAUACAAUGGAGAAAUUUAGUGCAUACUGCUUAGGAAUCUCAAAGUACGAAAUAUGAUAUUCAGAGGUUCAUUUGACAAAAAAAGAAUAAUAUUAAGAGGUUCUAGCUAGGGUGAAAGAAAGAAUUUGCAGAAACUUGCAGGCGUAUUGCAUUUUCAUGGAUUUUCCUUGUGCUAUUAAAUUUCCUUUUUUCCAGGUAGACAUCUUAUCAUCAAAACCUUCACUUCUCUGAAGACGGGUCAUAUUUCCUUCAAGUCUUUCUUUUCUUGCAUAAUGAUAUCAGAAGACAUCAAAUAACAACGAAGGAUAUGGAGUUGUAAGGAAAUGUUACAAAUAUUGGAAAUUCGUUGCUUACGACUCUUUGAAGACGCUUCAGGCCAGAACGCUCAGACAUCUCAGACUAUAGUCUCUGCUCCCUAGCACUUUGGCAUAGCUACAUGAAUCCCAACAAGCAAACUUAGCAUCUGGCAGUACAGAGGAAAAGAAGGUAAGCGUUUGGAGGCAAAAACGACUUCUUAAUUGUGAAAGGAUGAAUGUGGAUAGUGCAUUUCUUCCGGCUCUUACGGAUGGAGGCAUUGGAGGAGUUGUACGAAACCACAAUGGUGACUUCGCAGCUGCUUUUCUUAAUCAUGUCACAUUAGCCAAGCAUGUUGAACUGCUGGCUUUAAGGAGUUGAAUGCCCCUUGGUUCCGUUGUGUAAUUGACUAACUGUUUAGUUGAAACAGACGCUUAUAAGCAGUGCGUGACAUCCAGGCAGAAGACUCGAGUUCUCCAGUAUGGUUAUCUGUUGAGAUGAGAAUGUUGCUUCGAAGAUCAGUAGUAAUUUUUAUCGCUUUCAGCCCUCAUGAUGCUAAUGCAGCAGCGCGUACAUAGGCUCGCUACAUAACCGUAUGAAUCUAAUGGCUCUAAUAAAGCAGCAUCAUCCUCCUGC